GGUUUGAUCGGAGCAAAGGGUGACCGAGGUCCUGUUGGGAGCCCUGGCCCUAAGGGUCAACCUGGACCAAGUGGUGAGCCCGGCCCUCCUGGAUCAGGCCUUCCAGGACUGGCUGGAGCUCUCGGGGCAAUUGGUCUUCCGGGUGAAAUUGGGGCAAAUGGGCCAAAGGGUGUCAUGGGACCACCUGGACCUCCAGGACUUCCUGGGCCUCCUGGCAAGCCUGGUCCUCCAGGGAAGUUCAUCGGUGGAGAGGAGGGGAGUGCAGACUUCCAGUGUCCUCUUAACUGUCCAGCAGGACCAAAAGGCCCUCAGGGACUACAGGGUGUCAAGGGACACAAAGGACGUGCAGGUGUUCUUGGAGAGCCUGGCAGCAUAGGAAAAACGGGCCUCAGGGGAGAAUUGGGCAUCUCUGGGGAACAAGGCAUCCCAGGACCUCCGGGUCCGACGGGUCUGAGGGGUUAUCCAGGAAUGAUGGGUCCUAAAGGAGAAGCAGGGCCUCGCGGUUACAAGGGCAUCAACGGACCUGUUGGAAUUCCCGGACCUCCUGGCGAGGAGGGACCUCAGGGACCACCCGGAGAGGCAGGAGACAAGGGAGACAAAGGCAACCGAGGUAUCCAGGGCCCACAGGGUGCGGUCGGCAAAAAGGGAGAGAAUGGUCUGCCGGGUAUUGAUGGAAAAGAUGGCACACCUGGUACUCCUGGAAUCAAGGGCGGCCCCGGUCAGGCUGGGAUGCCAGGUCCUCCCGGUCCUCAGGGAGCAGCGGGGUUGCCUGGCAGUCCUGGGGCUAAAGGUGGAGCUGGAGCUAAGGGUGAGCCUGGACCUCGAGGACAUGGUGGCAUGUCUGGUGCGCCUGGACCUCUGGGUGAGCCUGGUCUUCCUGGUGAGGCUGGUAUGGAAGGAGUACCUGGGCCUAAGGGCGACAGAGGCCAGCGGGGACCGGUUGGGCCACAGGGAGCAGUCGGCAAACCUGGGAGCAAAGGAGAGAGAGGACCCAUGGGAAUGCCAGGUGCACAGGGCCUUAGUGGAACCAAGGGAGACAAGGGCUUCCAAGGAAAAGGCGGCUCAAAGGGAGACGUUGGUGACCCCGGCGUUGAGGGACUGGCUGGUGAGAAAGGUGAAAAGGGUUUGUCUGGUGAACCUGGGCCCAAAGGACAGCAAGGAAUUAGGGGUGACUCUGGACACAACGGACCCACUGGAGAUCCUGGUAAACCAGGAGAUCAGGGACCACCAGGGCUUCCUGGUCCGAGGGGACUCAACGGCGAGCGAGGAGUACCUGGCAUGCCUGGUAUUCAGGGAUCAACUGGGCGUGAUGCAUCCGACCAGCAUAUAAUCGAAGUGGUGUUGAAGAUGUUGCAGGAGAGGCUAGCCGCAGUGGCGGUGAGUGCCAAGAGGGCUGUGCUGGGCGGCGCGGGUGUGAUGGGACCUCCUGGGCCUCCUGGACCUCCAGGUUCAUCUGGCCCUCAGGGGCCACAUGGCCUGCCUGGUACCCGGGGCAUCCCUGGCAUGAUUGGAGCACCUGGACAGAUUGGAAACACGGGGCUUAAAGGAAAGAGAGGAGCAAAGGGAGAGAGGGGAGAUCUAGGUAAACCUCACCCAGGACCACCAGGACCUCCUGGAAUACAAGGUCCUCCUGGUCUGGAUGGUGUGGCUCAGGAUGGCAGGCACGGUGAGAGAGGACCUCAGGGAUCAGCCGGAGAGGCAGGUCGCCCUGGUAAGGCAGGCGCGCAGGGUCUGCCGGGCUUCUGCGAGGCAGCAAUGUGUCUGGCCGCGUCAGCGUACACCUCCCCGAGACUACAGGAGGCGGGAACGAUCAAAGGACCCAAUGUUUAAGAGGCCUGUCUCUCCAUCAGCAACUCAAGACAUCACCCUGGAGAGAGGAGGAGGAAGAAGAGGAGGAGGAGAGAGAGAGAGAGAGAGAGAGAGAGACAGCUCCUCUCAUGUCGGACAACAUCAAGAACAAGGGGUGGGGGGACAAUAAUAGUGACUGGAUGUAUGGCGCCCCCUCCUGAAACUCCCAACCUUUAAGCUUUGACUGGCGGGACAUACUCUGAUCUUAAU
Molecule: messenger RNA, 2058 nt
Organism: Paralichthys olivaceus (Japanese flounder)
Lineage: Eukaryota; Metazoa; Chordata; Actinopteri; Pleuronectiformes; Paralichthyidae
Source: RefSeq, a predicted model, not a curated record